AUGGGCCGACCAAAGCUGUACAAUACACCCGAAGAACGCAACGAAGCUAAACGGGUACACAGACGGUCAUACUAUGCAAGGAACAAAUCUGCAAUUAGUUCCAUGCGGAAAGAAAAGUAUCACGCUCGACAAGCCACCAGGCGCAACGAUGCGGGUGUUCUGCCCUGUAGUUCAUCAACGAUCGAACAGGAUGUACCUACUGGUACCGAACCGACAAAGAAGAAACUGCGCUGCAGCAAGCGAGAUCGCAUGACAGUUUACCUCGGAGGUGAACCAUAUGACAUUAUCAACGGCCUUUUGUUGGAAUACCUGGAGAUGAAGUCGUCAGAAAAACUUCGGGCAGCCGUAGGAGUGAUCGAAGAGAUAUUCCUCGAGACUCGGCAGGCAGAAACCGACUUACUCAUGCAAGGAGUUGUUGGCAAAAGAUGUCUUAUGCGAUGUUUUGGUGGAUGGUAUGGACUUGCAACGAAAAUAUGA
This is a messenger RNA of Suillus clintonianus, 477 nucleotides long. RefSeq lists its product as uncharacterized. NCBI's taxonomy places the organism in Eukaryota, Fungi, Basidiomycota, Agaricomycetes, Boletales, Suillaceae. The record is from RefSeq and is a predicted model, not a curated record. Bases 1 to 477 code for a protein of 158 amino acids. The transcript is spliced from 4 exons.